AUAUAAAUUAGUGGUUGUAGGCUCUACUUUCGUUUUUUUAGGUUCUUAAUGAAAACAAACGAUAUAGACUAUUGGGUCACUAUUGUAUGAGGAUCACAGUUAGAGUAGUUUAAAAAAAAAGUUAUCAGAGGAUUCAGUAUUCAGCAUCGUCCAGCCCAGUGAAACCACUUAUCCAAACAAUAGUAGAUCUAGACCUAUAUAGAAGAAAAACAUAUCGUAAUUCACGAUGUCAAAAUUCAAACUGGCAAUGAUACAAAUGGCUGUUGGUAUAUCCAAACCAGAUAAUCUGGCUAAAGCUGUUAAAUUUAUACAAGAAGCUUCAAGUUCAGGUGCAUCCAUCAUCACAUUGCCUGAAUGCUUUAAUUCUCCCUAUGGAACCAAAUAUUUCCCUGAAUAUGCAGAGUCAAUACCUGGAGGCCCCUCUACUGAAGCUCUCUCAAAAGCAGCUAAAGAAAAUUCUGUUUAUAUUGUUGGGGGGUCAAUCCCAGAGAAAGAUGGUGACAGAUUGUACAACACCUGUGCUGUGUUCAACCCUAAAGGAGAAUUAAUCACCAAACACAGAAAGGUUCAUUUAUUUGAUAUCAAUGUGCCUGGGAAAAUUCGUUUUCAAGAAUCUGAAGUUCUUUCCCCAGGAGAAAGUCUGACAAUGUUUAGUACUCCAUACUGUACCAUUGGUGUUGGUAUAUGCUAUGAUAUCAGGUUUGCUGAGAUGGCCCAAAUCUAUUCCAAUAAAGGCUGUUCUUUGCUGCUGUACCCUGGAGCUUUCAAUAUGACCACUGGACCUGCUCAUUGGGAAGCUAUCCAGCGGGCCAGAGCUUUGGACAACCAGGUGUUUGUGGCCACAGCAUCUCCUGCCCGAGAUGAGAAUGCAGACUAUGUUGCUUGGGGUCACUCCUCUGUGGUUGACCCUUGGGGAACUGUCAUCUCCAAAACAGAAGAAAAGGAAGGUGUAAUCUACGCUAACAUUGAUCUUUCUAGAUUGGAAGAGGUUCGCAAAAUGAUUCCGAUAACUAAACAGAAGCGUUACGAUUUGUAUCAGCCAGCCACACUAGCCUUAAAGAAAAUCCGUCAAGAUGAUUUAUACGACAGUCAUUAGCUUAACAUCAAAGACUUAAGUAGAAAAAUGUUGAUAUAUGUAAAUACAAUGUUUGAGAACUAUUUAUACAGCAAAAUGUAUUCAGUAAAUGAACAUUUGUAAUUUGUACAAAGUUGAAUCUUAGUGUGUGGGAGGUAGACUAAAUACCAGUAGUUAUCAUUAUUCUUUAAAUAAAAAGAACUUAAAAGAGAUGAGCGACUUUUUUAUUAUGGUCAUUACUUUCCAGUGAUAAAAUAUGUGUUUAUUAUUUGGCAUAUUUUUUUUUUUUUCUGUAAUUAGUUGGUUUUUUUUUUAAAUUGGGAAUCCAGUCAUAUAUAUCUAUAGCUUUCUUUAAAAAGAGAGAGAUUAUAAACAUUCUCUCCCUUUAUUUUAUACAAGUUUUAUUGUGUAUGAGUGAAAUGGCUAAAAAACUAUUUGCCAUGCCAGUUUUAUCAAGAGUUGUCAAGUGAUGUUUUUUUUUUUUUAUGAAUCUGCAUUUACCCAGAUUUUUUUGUGAUUAAAUGGCAAUCUUUGAUGAGUUGAAGUGCUGCCAACAAGUGUAUUUUACAAGUUUGCCCAGUAAUGUCUGUACAUUACUUAUUGUUCUGUCAUAGAAUUUUCGGAAAGUUUUACAGCAGCAAAAGAUUCAUUUGGGAAGUGGAGUAGAGUUCAUCUGCUUAUUUGGCUUAUGUUGGAUGUGGGGAUCAUGUGGCCAGUGUGAUGCCUGUCAAAGGACACAAGAUUUAAGAAAUUAAAUAAAGCAAAGGUGACCCUGGAACAUUUGGCUGAGGUACCAAAUACUUGUCCCACCCUCUCUCAUUGAGCAUUCAACCUACAUCUCGUACUGUGGAUAAAACAAUGUAACUCUUAGUAUUUCAAACAGGGUAGAAAUCUUUGUUGAAGGCCACAUUUACUUUCUGUUGCUUUGUGAGGUAAUUGAAGUAUUGGAAGAGUAUUAACAUUAUGUCAAUGGGCAGAUGAAAAAUUAUUUAUUUCUUUCCUUCAAUCUGCCUCUUGCUUUCUUUUUUUUUUUCUCUUCCUCUCUCUAAUUCACUCUGUAUCUCCUUUUGGCCUUUUUAAUGUCAACUUUUUUUUUUGGCAUUUAUAUAAGAAUUGUACAUUCUGAUUUAACCAAAAAUGAAGUUUUCUGGGUUUUUCUACAACAUUAAAUGCUUGUUACUAAAAAAAAAA
Biomphalaria glabrata is the source of this 2266-nucleotide messenger RNA. RefSeq names its product omega-amidase NIT2-like. Gene Ontology annotation, cellular component: mitochondrion. The transcript has 9 exons. Lineage: Eukaryota; Metazoa; Mollusca; Gastropoda; Planorbidae. The record is from RefSeq and is a predicted model, not a curated record. The coding region runs from base 227 to 1096 and encodes 289 amino acids. Gene Ontology annotation, molecular function: omega-amidase activity. Gene Ontology annotation, biological process: oxaloacetate metabolic process; L-glutamine metabolic process.